Molecule: messenger RNA, 417 nt
Organism: Coccomyxa subellipsoidea C-169
Lineage: Eukaryota; Viridiplantae; Chlorophyta; Trebouxiophyceae; Coccomyxaceae
Product: PLATZ-domain-containing protein
Exons: 4
Source: RefSeq, a predicted model, not a curated record
CCGGACUGGUUUCCGUCACUGUUGUCGUCUGAUUUUUUUGAUCCCUGUGAGGAUCACGAUGGGGUGAGGAAGAACGAGUGCACCUUUUUCUGCAAGGACUGCUGCUCAUCGGGCAUCUGCAUGCAUUGCUUGCCAGCGCAUCCUCAUGAGCAUACCGCCAUCCAGGCAAGGCUUUCUUUUCUUAGAAUUCGGAAGUACAUGUACCAGUUUGUUGUUCGGAUUCAAGACAUCCAGGAGCAUUUUGAUGCAUCAGGAGUGCAGACGUACAUUAUAAAUUCAGCCAGAGUUGUCUUUUUAAGGGACCGAAAGCAUGCCAGCCCAGUGAAGGAUGCAUUUGUGGAGGGAUGCUUAACAUGCAAACGGGCUCUACGGGAUAAUUUCUACUUUUGUUCAUUGUCUUGCAAAGUUGAGGCCUUG